CCUGUCUUCAUCUGACUGUUUUACUUUUUUUGGUGGGGGGCUUUGAGAAGAAACGGCUCAUGCAGCUGAUACAGUAGUUGUUCUUCAUGAACAAAGUGAACAUCAGUCAUCGGACUUUGUGAAGAGGAUCCCUGCGACUAUAGGUCAGAGUUUGCUUCUUGGAUGCAGCACUUUGAAUGGGUUAGAGAGCAGAGCGUAAGAGGUAGUGCUGGUCACCAGAGCAGAAACAUAUCAAGGUCUGUGAUGCGAAGCGGAGAGAGCUUCUGUGAAUAUCGUGACGGGGACAUGGGAUGUCUCUGACUGUGCAGCGAAAUCAACAUGACUUUCAUUCUGCCCUCAGUCUGGUAACAAGUGAAGACGUCGUCCAGCUUGAAGCAACAUCGGGCACCCAAUAAAAAGAGAAAGAGGGUGGAACAAAGGGAGGAGACAGAAGAAGAAUAAGCGAGAGAGAGAGAGAGAAAAGGAGAGACUAGAGAGGUAAAGUGGGGACGAGAGAAGAAAGAAACUCACAUUUUUACAGAUGGAUCUGGGCGUGCUCAAGGCUCUGGAGAGAGAGAAGGUUCUGGAGGUUCUUCAGAGAGACAAACUUUUAUGCAGCACGGAUGACGACAGGAUAAGGAGGCUGAAGACGGAGCUACAGGAGAUCCGAAGGAAAGGUGCCAAGAGUUUUGCCCGGCAGUACAGCGAAAGGACUUGCGCCCGCUGUCAGAGGCAGCUGGGAAUGUUCUGGAACUCGGGCGCCGUGUGCCGAGGCUGCAGCCACCGCGUCUGCAACAAGUGUCGCGUGGGCGUGUCCACCCUGGACUGGAAGUGCACCGUCUGCCACGCCUACAGAUAGGAGGCAUGUCAGUGCCGUAACAUAGACUUAGAUGUCAGAACCGUAACAUAGAAAGUUAUGUCAAUACCAAAACUGUAACAUAGACUCACAUGUCAGCACUGUAACAUAGAAUGUUAUGUAAUUGCUAUAACAUAUACUUUUAUGUUAGUGCAAUAACAUAUUGUCAUGUCAGUGCCGUAACAUAGAAUGUAUGCUCUAACCUCUAACCUCUAACUGUAUGCUCUAACCUCUAACCUCUAACUGUAUGCUCUAACCUCUAACCUCUAACUGUAUGCUCUAACCUCUAACCUCUAACUGUAUGCUCUAACCUCUAACUGUAUGCUCUAACCUCUAACCUCUAACUGUAUGCUCUAACCUCUUUAUUAUUGGUAUCCUCUAUCCUUUAUUCAAUAUUUUAAGGCGUGUUAACAUGUUGAGAGAAUGAACUGACAAAAUGUACAGUAUUUCCUUUGUAAUCUAAACCAGGGCUGUUCAAUAUCGGUCCUGGAGGGCUAAAACACUUCUGGGUUUCAUCCUGUCCUUCUUAUAAGGGACUAAUUCCAACCUGGGA
This is a messenger RNA of Oncorhynchus nerka (sockeye salmon), 1388 nucleotides long. RefSeq names its product synaptotagmin-like protein 3. The record is from RefSeq and is a predicted model, not a curated record. The transcript is spliced from 3 exons. Gene Ontology annotation, cellular component: cortical actin cytoskeleton. Gene Ontology annotation, molecular function: actin binding; small GTPase binding; myosin binding. The coding region runs from base 521 to 838 and encodes 105 amino acids. Gene Ontology annotation, biological process: intracellular protein transport. Lineage: Eukaryota; Metazoa; Chordata; Actinopteri; Salmoniformes; Salmonidae.